CCUGCCGAAGUGGCAGCGGUGAAUGGUGAGAGAUAAUCCUUUGCUCGACCACAGGCACACACCAUCCCCCGAGCUGCCUCCUGGAUCUGGCUCCGGAUCUGGAUGCGGGCAUCCUUUGGAUUUUGCGCUCAACAACACGGACCCCCACUGCAAAGAAAACUUAAUCGGGACAACAAUGGUGGCUGAAUACGCGGCUGCUGGUCGUGUAGGGGGCCGGGGAGUGCACUCGGUGUGACAUUCACUUGCACGCUGGUGUGGAGUUUUUAUUGUUCUGGUCCCGUAGACGCAGAGGCACAGCGGCGAAUCUGUGGAGAAGAUGUUGAGCCGAUUCAUGAGUGGCAGCCUCAGGAAUCUGGAGCGGGAAUACAGCUGCACUGUCAGGCUGCUGGACGAUACGGAAUAUACGUGCACCAUUCAGCGGGAUGCAAAAGGACAGUAUCUUUUUGACCUCCUCUGCCACCAUCUAAACCUACUGGAGAAAGACUAUUUUGGCAUCAGAUAUGUGGAUCCAGACAAGCAGCGGCACUGGUUGGAGUUCACCAAAUCAAUUUCAAAGCAAAUGAAAUCUCAGCCUCCGUUCACCAUGUGUCUGAGAGUAAAGUUCUACCCUCCUGAUCCUGUUGCUCUCAAGGAGGAAAUCACUCGAUAUUUGGUCUUCCUGCAGCUAAAGAGAGACCUCUAUCACGGUCGUCUCCUGUGCAAAACCUCAGACGCUGCCAUGCUGGCUGCCCACAUCCUUCAAGCUGAGAUUGGUGAUUACGACCCUGGGAAGCAUCCUGAAGGUUACAGCUCCAAAUUCCAGUUCUUUCCCAAGCACUCGGAGAAACUGGAGCGGCGGAUCGCAGAAAUACACAAAACUGAGCUGAUCGGACAGACCCCUGAAACAUCAGAGCGAAAUUUCCUGCUGAAAGCCCAGAUGCUGGAGACGUAUGGUGUUGAUCCGCAUCCAUGUAAGGAUGUGUCGGGGAACCCCGCUUUUCUCGCCUUCACGCCAUUUGGCUUUGUGGUUCUUCAGGGAAACAAGAGAGUUCACUUUCUUAAAUGGAACGAGGUGUCCAAGCUCAAAUUUGAGGCCAAGACUUUCCACAUAUAUGCAAAUCAGAAGGAGGACAGAAAGAUCAUUUUAACAUACUUUGCGCCCACGCCAGAGGCAUGCAAGCACCUAUGGAAGUGUGGUGUGGAGAAUCAGGCGUUUUACAAACUUGAGAAGUCCAGUCAGGUUCGCACCGUCUCCAGCAGCAACCUGUUCUUCAAGGGCAGCCGUUUCCGCUACAGUGGAAGAGUAGCGAAAGAGGUAAUGGAGCAAAGUGCCAGAAUCAAACGUGAACCUCCAGAAAUACACAGGUCUGGCCUUGUGCCCAGUAGGAGUUGUCCAUCCAUCACCCAUGGGCCUCGCCUCAGCAGUGUUCCCCGUACACGUCGGAGAGCUGUGCACAUAUCUAUCAUGGAGGGUCUGGAGUCUUUGCGUGACAGUGCCCACUCUACACCGGUGCGUUCGGUGUCCCAUGGAGAGUCUUUCCUACCCCGGUCCCGCAGCCAUGCUACAGAUGCCAGUGAGGGGAUGGCAGUCAUCUCGGACGAGGCCUACAGUCCCUCAGAUAGCGUCCUUCCCACCCCGGUGGCUGAACACAGCACAGACAUGACCGUCUCACGCCAAAUAAAUGGUGCGCCCUGCAGCAUCGAGGAGGAAAAGGAGUCAGAGGCGGGCACCCCGAUGCGCGGGGAAGAGGGUGAUUUCGGGGCGGAUGGUAGAGCUGCACAGGAAGGAGCAGGGGAGGACUCAGCCCUGAGCGAGGUGGAACAGGUGAAUAAGUUUGUCUUAAGCGUCCUCCGUUUGCUCCUCGUCACCAUUGGACUCCUUUUUGUCUUGCUCCUCCUCCUUAUCAUCCUCACUGAGUCAGACCUUGACAUCGCAUUUUUAAGCGACAUCCGUCAAACCCCCGAGUUUGAACAGUUCCAUUAUGAAUACUUUUGUCCCCUCAGGCGGUGGUUCGCCUGCAAGCUCCGCUGGGUGGGCGGGUUGCUCAUUAACAACUGAGGGUGCGGUUGUAGCAUCACAAAGACAGUUCAGGUUUGUGAGAAGACGGUUAGGAGUCUGGAGUGUUGUUGAAGGACAACUUCAUCCGAACCAAGAACCCAACUUCUCAUCUUCCUCCUGCAGAAAACAAAACAACUUGGACCUCUCCUUCUAACACUAAGCCAGGAUCUUUCUCCCACCACCUCAACUCUUUAGUUGCACACCCCUCCCUCCUACUACCAUGUUUGUUUUUUUGCUUAGCAAAGCCUGAAGACAUUUUUUUUUGCGUUUUUUAAGUCAUUUCAGGAACUUUAUUUUUACAAAAAACACAAAAGAAAAAAAAUAAAUUAUGAAAAUAAGUAACUGAGGAACCUAAAAUUUAUGUUUCUGUGGAAUGGAAUAUGUUGAUUUUUUUUUUUCUUGGCACAGAUUAGCACUGCAGAUGGUUAUUUAUUUCUGAGAAGCAUACAGUGGGCUGUGAAAGGCUAAAUACCCCAGUUGCAAGUUUCUACCGUAUGUUUUAAAAAAAGUUGGAUCAUGACAAAUAAUUUCAAGACUUUUUCCAUAUUUAAUGUGACAUAUUUAAUUUUUCCUCAACAAAUAAAUAAACAAAUCUGUUAGAAAAAGAUAAAGUUGUUCGCCCAACCAUUAAACCAAUAGUUUGUUGAAGUAGCUUUUGUCGCAGUUUCAGUACUCAGUCUGUGGUACACCAAAAUGCAGACAUUUCUUAGAAAUUAUUGAAAGCUGUGAUGGUAAUUAUUCUGGGAGGCUGCCAAGACAUCAGAACUGAACAGGCUGCAGAAAAUCUGCAAAGUACUAGCUGUGCUCAACAGUGCAGUAUAUUUUUUUUAUAUCAAGAUUUGUAACUAAGGUGACAAAGGAAGACAUUUUCCCCAAACAAAAAUCACUGCACAGUUUUAAAAGGACAUCAUUCACACAGCAAAACGUGUUAGCGGCAGCAUCAUAAUCUGGGGUUACUUUUCUUCACAGAAAGAAAGCGGUUCCAAACACAUUCAGGUAUAAGAAAAAAUAACAUUUCAGCAUCCCAGCACGCAUCCAAAUCAACACAUGAAUGGCUUCACUAAAGAAAAAGUAAAGUUUUGAUUUAUACAGCAGCUCACAAAGUCGUUUGGUUCCCCUGCAGAGGGUUAUGAACAGGAUUUGUCUUCAGAAUGGGAGAGUAAUCCAAUAUUACCAAGUCAUGAUGUGGUAUGCUGAUGAGACUGGAUGGUGAAACUGAAUCAAAAGAUGCUUCUGUAAGGUAUUAGUUUCAGUUUAUACACACUUCUGCAAUCAAGUACGGCGCAUUAUUUGUUUCUAGAUUUUCCCCCUAACAGAUUUAUGUUUUCUGUUAAAUUAUACAGAGCAAUAUCUCAUAUUGUAACAUGGUCUAUCAAAAAAAAAUCUGCCUUUUUAUCAGGGGUGCUUAGAUAUUUGAGAGCCACUGUAUGUAAUGAAGAGAAGAAGGGGAGGUAAUGAAUGUCAAUCCAGGAAGUUGAUUCAUCUUCAAGAGAUGCAAGUGAGUUAAGAGUCUGGAAAGGCCAACUGCUGCGAUGGAGUCAAGGUCUUUUGAUGUCUAUUCAUUAUCAUAAUAAGAUAAAGAGCUGGUUAACCUCUUUAUAAAAGACCGAGAGGAAUAGCUUGAAAAGGGAGAAAAGAGAUGUUAAAAUGGAAAACAGACAGGGUGAUUACCAAAUGCCUUUUUUGAAAACAUAUUUAUGACUGUUUAGAUUUUUGGGGGCAAUGGCUUAAGUCUUGUUGAACAUCCAUAUACAGCGCUAUACAAGAUCAGCUGACGGAUAUGAAAGUAGUUUUUCAAUUAUUUUCUAAGAAUCCAGUGAACUAAAGCUGUAGUGUCAUGUGGCCCGAUACUGUCUGAUGCAAUUAGAGAAAUCCUCACGAUGAGCAAAGAUUCACUGGCACUAGUAGAUACUGUUCUAGCUAGAUGUGCAAUGCUGAUGUGAUUUUUAUUAAGUACUUUGAAUGUGCUCAUUUAUUUGCUUUUAUUUUAUUGUUUUGUUUUCAUCAAAUUGAAAUUCAAUGAAUUUCAGUUACUUUUUUUAUGAAGAGCUUGAUCUAUUUUGGUUUCAGCCUUGCCCUUCAGUUUCUGUAUUAUACUAUAUUAUUACAACUGCUAGAAUAAGAGCAAUGAUGUACAUUUUUGUACAAAAUAGUUUGUUUCCUAUUAUAUAUCGACAGUUUUUUUUCCAUGUAUAUUUUACCAGAACUGAAAUGUUAUUUUGUUAUUGAAGAUUAAAUUAUACCCUUUU
This is a messenger RNA of Xiphophorus couchianus (Monterrey platyfish), 4287 nucleotides long. RefSeq names its product FERM domain containing 5a (gene frmd5a). Gene Ontology annotation, biological process: actomyosin structure organization. The record is from RefSeq and is a predicted model, not a curated record. The transcript is spliced from 14 exons. Gene Ontology annotation, cellular component: cytoskeleton. Lineage: Eukaryota; Metazoa; Chordata; Actinopteri; Cyprinodontiformes; Poeciliidae. The coding region runs from base 317 to 2038 and encodes 573 amino acids.